This is a messenger RNA of Fusarium musae, 852 nucleotides long. RefSeq lists its product as uncharacterized. Gene Ontology annotation, biological process: ergosterol biosynthetic process. The transcript has 2 exons. Gene Ontology annotation, molecular function: iron ion binding; C-4 methylsterol oxidase activity. Bases 1 to 852 code for a protein of 283 amino acids. Lineage: Eukaryota; Fungi; Ascomycota; Sordariomycetes; Hypocreales; Nectriaceae. The record is from RefSeq and is a predicted model, not a curated record.
AUGGCAAAGUCACGUCUGGGUCCUCUUGCACGCCUUUGUGCCGAUAAUCAUACAUCAAUCGUGGCUCUCCUACACAGGCCAAGCACUCCAUCCAUUCAUCGUCUUUAUGCUCUACUUUCUACGGCAAAGCUCGGACAUGAAUACGGUUUCUUAGACGGAGAUGCUCAUCAGAGAGAUGGAAUUCCCGAUAUCGGUGUUGAUAAGGUCGUUUCCUCGCUCUGGAAGACUACAGGGUCUAGGAUCUUUAUGGCGACGCAUCUCACCUACAGAGCGACACAAGCGCCUGCUGAUGUCAUGAGCGACCCAAAGUGGUGGGCCUGGCUAUGGCUUCAGAUCGGUCUUUACGGCAUCGUCCUCGAUUUCUGGUUCUACGUUUAUCACCGCGCCAUGCACGACAUCGACUGGCUAUGGAAGUAUCACCGUACCCACCAUCUUACAAAGCAUCCCAACUCUCUCCUCGCCGCUUUCGCCGACCACGAGCAGGAAUUCUUCGACAUGGUUGGCAUUCCCUUCCUGACCUGGGCGACCUUCCAAGUCCUCGGCCUUCCCCUGGGCUAUUAUGAUUGGUGGAUCUGCCAUCAGUAUAUUGCCUUCACUGAGGUUCUGGGUCACAGUGGUCUCCGAAUCUACGGCAUGCCACCUUCGACCUUGGCUUGGCUAUUGAAGGGUGUAGGUAUGGAGUUGGUUAUUGAGGAUCAUGAUCUUCAUCAUCGCAAGGGGUAUAGAAAGAGUCAUAACUACGGAAAGCAAACUCGUGUUUGGGAUACACUCUUUGGAACAUGCCACGAACGGAUCGAGGCUAAGAAUCAGAAUGUUGAUUGGGACAGGGCGGUUUGGUUUCCGAUUUUCUAA